Molecule: messenger RNA, 1778 nt
Organism: Bufo bufo (common toad)
Lineage: Eukaryota; Metazoa; Chordata; Amphibia; Anura; Bufonidae
Product: probable N-acetyltransferase camello
Exons: 2
Coding region: 72-803 (243 amino acids)
Molecular function (GO): N-acetyltransferase activity
Source: RefSeq, a predicted model, not a curated record
GGUGCGCCCGCUGCCGGUCAACAAGAGAAACGCAGGCUUCAACAACAUGGCGACUCCUUGUACACCACGUGAUGCCAAGAGUGACGUCAGCAUUCCGCGCCGGAAGCAGCGAGGACACUGUAGGAGCACAGGCAGUGAUGGUGGAGUACAAGAUCCGCAGUUACGAGGGCUCUGACUAUGAGGUGGUCCGGGAUCUGUUCUCCCACGGGAUGAGUGAAUAUAUUCCCAGCGUCUGUAUCCAUGUGGUGAAGCGGCCAUGGGUCCUGUUUGUCAUUACCUGCAUGUUCCUAUCUUUGCUCUUCAGCUCUAAGUCCGUGAUCCUCCCGGUCUUGGCCGUCACCCUCUCGUUGGCCUUGGGCCGCCAUCUCCUUGGCUACUGCUGGAGCUUAUACAUCAACCAUUGCUUGAAGGAAGACCUGCAGGACAUUCAGAAGACCUACAUGGAGGACAAGGGCUCACAUUUCUGGGUGGCCGAGGUUGAGGACAGUGUGGUCGGGACAGUUGCAGCGAAGCCUUCAGAUGAGAACCCAGACGAGCUGCAGCUGAAACGAAUGUCUGUGAGGAAUGACUUUCGUGGUCUCGGUAUUGCCAAGGCCUUGUCCCGGGAGGUGAUCAGUUUUGCCCGGCAGCGAGGUUACCAGUCAGUUGUCUUAAACACGUUGAUGGUUCAGCGUGAGGCACAGAGGAUGUACGAGAGUGUGGGCUUCAAGAAGUACACAGAGUUUGUGCUGCCCACCGUGUAUGGGCAACUGGUUGACUUCACCAUCUCCAAGUACCGUUACGAUGUAUUACCGGCAAAAUGAUGUGUCACCAGGAUGCUGCUGCACAACCAGAACUCAGGGGACCGGUGGAGAAUGCCGCCAAUAAUUGUCAUCCUAGCGUGACCGCAGUCAGCUGUGCACGGGUUAUUAUAUGGAUUCAUGUUUUUUUUAUCUAUAGAGGUGAUUAAAUGCACAGAACUCAUUGCGUGGUUAGUGGACCCUGAAUAUAGACUGAUUCAGAAGUAAAUACUCCGUUGGGAGAACGGGCAAAGUCCUGGAGACGUCCUCUUUUGUCGAAUAUUCUAGGAAUGCCUCCUUAUAGAGAGUACCUAAACAGCGUGAGGAGGCUUAUAGGCCAGGCAACGCUCCUCUUGAAUCCUGGGCAGAGGGUUUGCAAAUGAACUCUUGUCAAGCUCUGACUCUGAUGCCACCAGAUGUAAGGUAGUUAUCCUAUAAGUCAAUGUUCAACCUUUUAGAGAGGCCUGGAGACAUGGCUCGGAUAAUAAAUAAGCCGGCCCCUCAGCAGUACAGAGCAUUAAGGAGGAAUAGUAUCUCCUGAAUCCUGACCAAGGCCUCUCACCCAGUUAAGCCAGUUCUCUCUGAUCUGCAAUGAUGAGGGGCAAUCACCCCGAAACAGCUGUCUGCAGAUGAGAUGCUGGCUUAGUUAUUAUCUGAGUCAUAUCUAAAGUCCUCUUAAAAGGUUGAAUAUUGACUUAUAGGAUAGCUGCUUUACAUCUGGUGGCUUCAGAAGCGGAAAUUGUUAAGACUCCAAUCAAAUAUUCUAUACAGUGAUAAGAAAUAUGGCUGCCAGGACACCUUCCUAGAAAAAGAAAAUAUACAUGACUGAAUAGAAAAAUUGUUUUACAGAAGAUGAUGGCUAUAUACUGGGGAAGGGGGAGCUAAAUAUAACACAGCUGACAUAUAUACUUUACUUAUUCUGUAUUAUACUCCAGAGCUGAACUCACUAUUCUGCUGGUGCAGUCACUGUGUACAUACAUUACAUUACUUAUGAUGUAC